This is a messenger RNA of Marmota monax (woodchuck), 1413 nucleotides long. RefSeq names its product KIAA1143 ortholog. The record is from RefSeq and is a predicted model, not a curated record. The coding region runs from base 68 to 535 and encodes 155 amino acids. The transcript is spliced from 4 exons. NCBI's taxonomy places the organism in Eukaryota, Metazoa, Chordata, Mammalia, Rodentia, Sciuridae.
AUCGGCGAGCGCCGUCACAUCUGGGGACUGUCAGAGAGCCCUCGAAAGGGUCUUACCCAGAUCCGCCAUGAGCAAGCGGAACCAGGUGUCGUACGUGAGGCCCGCCGAACCCGCCUUCCUGUCCCGCUUUAAGGAGCGAGUCGGGUACAGGGAAGGGCCCACCAUAGAGAGCAAGAGAAUCCAGCCUCAGCUCCCAGAUGAAGAUGCUGAUCACAGUGACCAAGAAGAUGAACGGCCCCAAGUGGUGGUUUUAAAAAAGGGAGACUUGACAGCUGAAGAAGUCAUGAAAAUUAAAGCAGAAAUAAAGGCUGCAAAAACAGAUGAAGAACCAGCUCCAGCUGAUGGAAGAAUCAUGUAUCGAAAACCAGUCAAGCGUCCCUCAGAUGAAAAAUAUUCAGGUUUAACAGCAAGCUCAAAAAAGAAGAUAACAAGUGAAGACAAAAUAAAUAAGCAGGACUUAGUUAAAAAGAACUCACAAAAGCAAAUAAAAAACACCAGCCUCCUUUCUUUUGACAAUGAAGAGGAAAACGAAUAAAGAAUCACCUCACAAGGCAUAAUCCCAGUGACUCGGGAGGCUGAGGCAGAAGGAUCACAAGUUCCAGGCCAGCCUCAGCAACUUAAGGAAACCCUAUCUCAAAAUGAAAAGUAAAAAUGGCUGGUGGUAUAGCUCAGUGGUAGAGUGCCCUGGGUUCAGUCCCCAGUAUCAAAAAAACUAUCACCUUUAAUCGCUUAUUCUUUGUUUCAUUUUUUACAUUUUGAACUUUAUCCCACCUGGAAUUAAAAUAGAUAUACUUUUUUUCUCUCCAGUAAUCAAUUAUUGUAGACCCAUGCCUGCUUCUCAUUUGAAAGGCCAUCUGAAUGAGAGGUUUUUCCAAAUGUUGGGAUAGGGAAAGAAGAGAAGCAUUGUAAAGCCUGCAGCUUUCCAGGUAAUUCCUCAAGCACCUGCUUAAUGCUAAUAAUUUUUGUCAUUACUAAAAGUCACCCAAAAUUGGGGGCUUAAGACCCCAUCUUCACCAGCCACAUCUGUCUGAAAUUAGGAAUUUCAGAGCAUCCUGUCAUGAAUUUGGUGCCAUAUCUGUCUCCUCCAUUUUAAGUAUCCAAAGACUACUCCAAAGCAGGGUGUGGGAGAAAGACUACUCACAGUUGACCUGUAGGUGGAAAGGGAGCCCUGAUAUAGGCUCUUUCUAAAUUAUUCAACUAGUCCUGAAGCCAUUCUGCAAUACUCUCUUUAAUGUAUACCCACUUGUUAUGUAAGCCAUGGUGUUUUGUUUUGUUUUUGUUUUUUUUCCUCUUUCUAUUUAUAUUAUUGUUCUAUUCUUGAACCAUAACUAUACUGGUUUAUCACCACUGUAUCCUCAGAACCCAGAAGAAUAUCUGGCAUAUUAGGUACACAUUAAAUAUAUUUAGAAUGAA